Messenger RNA from Cajanus cajan (pigeon pea), 1010 nucleotides. Its product is annotated as ras-related protein Rab11A. Lineage: Eukaryota; Viridiplantae; Streptophyta; Magnoliopsida; Fabales; Fabaceae. The record is from RefSeq and is a predicted model, not a curated record. Gene Ontology annotation, molecular function: GTP binding; GTPase activity.
UGAAUUGUGAUUGGUGGGGCACGUGUGAUGCGACACGUGUCCGUCCCCUCCAAUAAUGAAAAGGCAAUAAGGAAGGAAAAAAGAGUGUGAGGUUUGAGAAGAGUAUAUAUACAGAUAUUGGUGAGUAGAAGAAAGGGUGAAAAAGCGUGGAAAUGGCAGGUGCAGGAGUAGGGUAUGGGGACGCGAACCAGAGGAUAGACUACGUGUUCAAGGUGGUGCUGAUAGGGGACUCUGCGGUGGGGAAGUCGCAGAUACUAGCGAGGUUCGCCAGGAACGAGUUCAGCUUGGACUCAAAGUCCACCAUCGGCGUUGAAUUUCAAACCAGGACUUUGCUCAUAGAUCACAAGACCGUUAAGGCUCAGAUCUGGGACACUGCAGGCCAAGAACGAUACAGAGCAGUUACAAGUGCAUACUACAGGGGUGCUGUUGGGGCAAUGUUGGUUUAUGACAUCACUAAACGCCAGACCUUUGAUCACAUACCUCGUUGGUUAGAAGAACUGCGAAACCAUGCUGAUAAGAACAUAGUCAUCAUUCUUAUAGGAAACAAAUGUGAUCUUGAGGACCAGCGUGAUGUACCCACGGAGGAUGCAAAAGAAUUUGCUGAGAAAGAAGGGUUAUUCUUCUUAGAGACCUCAGCACUAGAAGCAACUAAUGUUGAAACAGCUUUCGUAACUGUCUUGACAGAAAUAUACAACAUUGUCAACAAGAAGAGCCUAACUGCUAAUGAAAAUCAAGGAAAUGGGAACUCCUCGUCUUUGUCUGGCCAGAAGAUUAUCGUUCCGGGCCCUGCACAGGAAGUCCCUGCCAAGAGGAAUAUGUGUUGUCAAUCAUCUUGACUUCAUUUAUAUUAUGUUUCUAUUUAGUGUAUUUCAUGGUUGUGUUUCUAUUACCAAUUUUUGAAGGUUUGGCUCAUUUCUUUUUGUACAUUUAAAUUUAAUUUGUUUGGGUUGCCCAGUGAACUACUGAAAAAUGAAGGUAGAUAUAAAUUGCUUUUUUUCUUUUUUGAGCAA